Messenger RNA from Malurus melanocephalus (red-backed fairy wren), 2590 nucleotides. It is a transcript of the gene TPH1, whose product is annotated as tryptophan hydroxylase 1. The record is from RefSeq and is a predicted model, not a curated record. The coding region runs from base 19 to 1356 and encodes 445 amino acids. The transcript has 10 exons. NCBI's taxonomy places the organism in Eukaryota, Metazoa, Chordata, Aves, Passeriformes, Maluridae. Gene Ontology annotation, biological process: aromatic amino acid metabolic process; serotonin biosynthetic process. Gene Ontology annotation, molecular function: tryptophan 5-monooxygenase activity; iron ion binding. Gene Ontology annotation, cellular component: neuron projection.
UUAAAUAAGUCAGCUUACAUGAUGAUUGAAGAUAACAARGAGAAUGAAGACCAUGCAUCUGAAAGAGGAAGGACAGCCAUAAUUUUUUCCUUGAAGAAUGAAGUUGGAGGACUUGUAAAAGCAUUAAAACUCUUUCAGGAGAAGCAUGUCAAUCUGGUACACAUUGAGUCACGGAAGUCCAAAAGACGAAAUUCUGAGUUCGAGAUCUUCGUGGACUGUGACAGUAACAGGGAACAACUGAAUGACAUCUUCCAGCUCCUGAAAUCCCACGUCAAYGUUGUCUCUGUGAGCCCAACAGAGCAUUUCAAUGUCCAGGGAGAUGAAAUGGAGAAUGUUCCCUGGUUUCCGAAGAAGAUCUCGGAUUUGGAUAAGUGUGCAAACCGGGUGCUGAUGUACGGGUCUGACUUGGAUGCUGAUCAUCCCGGUUUCAAAGACAAUGUCUACCGCAAGAGACGGAAGUAUUUUGCAGACCUGGCUAUGAAUUACAAACAUGGUGACCCAAUUCCCAAGAUUGAAUUCACCGAGGAGGAGAUCAAGACUUGGGGGACAGUGUACCGAGAGCUUAAGAAUCUUUACCCAACUCAUGCCUGCAGAGAGUACCUUAAAAACCUACCCUUGCUCACCAAACACUGUGGGUACAGGGAAGACAACAUCCCCCAGCUGGAAGAUGUGUCCCGCUUCCUGAAAGAGCGCACAGGCUUCACCAUCCGCCCUGUUGCUGGAUAUCUGUCACCCAGAGACUUCUUGGCAGGAUUAGCAUUCCGAGUUUUUCACUGCACUCAGUAUGUCAGACACAGCUCGGACCCUCUCUAUACACCAGAGCCUGAUACCUGCCAUGAGCUCCUAGGCCAUGUCCCUCUUUUGGCUGAACCCAGUUUUGCUCAGUUCUCCCAGGAAAUUGGUCUUGCAUCACUUGGUGCAUCAGAUGAGGCUGUCCAAAAACUGGCAACAUGUUACUUCUUCACGGUAGAGUUUGGCUUGUGCAAGCAAGAGGGACAGCUACGAGUUUACGGGGCUGGCUUGCUCUCUUCGAUUGGUGAGCUCAAGCACUCACUCUCUGACAGUGCCAAAGUCAAGCCAUUUGAUCCAAAGGUCACCUGCAAGCAAGAAUGUCUCAUCACAACUUUCCAGGAGGUUUAUUUUGUUUCUGAAAGUUUUGAAGAAGCAAAGGAAAAGAUGAGAGAGUUUGCAAAAACCAUCAAGCGUCCUUUUGGGGUGAAGUACAAUCCCUAUACUCAGAGUGUGCAGAUCCUGAAAGACAUGAAAAGCAUCGCCAGCGUGGUGAACGAGCUGCGCCAUGAGCUGGACAUUGUCAGCGAUGCCCUCAGCAAGAUGGGCAAGCAGCUGGAAUUUUAACACCCUGUCAUCACUGUGCUGCAAUCCAAUUCCUCCUUCUUCCCCACUGAUUUUUUUCUAGGCAUAUAAUAUGUUGUAUGCAGAACUUGCUCCUUCACACAUGGAAGAGUGAAUGGCCCAUAAGAAUAACAAUUUUAUCUUGUUCCUCUCUGUAAAGUCCCUUACAUCAUGUAUUCUUCCACACUCUUAGAUAAAACAAAGGUCCAGAAGCCAUUUAGAAGAGGUAGGGGAGGAAAGAAACUGCUAGACUGGAGAACGUGUGGUCUGUGGAUCAGGGCUGGGAUCAGAUGCUGUAGGAGGUGGCCUAUGAGGCAAAAAUGGAAUAAUUCACUGCARGGAGAUGUCAUUUUCUGACUCCAGCAGUCUAUCCUACUGAUUGKAUAGCACUGAAGACUUGACAGCAUAGAAUCUAUGGCAAUCAGUGCUUCUCAGUCUUUGCUACUAAGUUUGAAACUUGAAUGAUUACAGUGYAGGCAUCAGGAUACAAAUAGCUGAAGGUUCAACAUGAUAAAAGGGAGGGGUCAAAUCUUGCUUUCAAAGGGAUUAUUCUUGCCACAAAGAGUUGCAAAUGCGCUGUUUGGCUUGCUUCCAGCGUAAGGCAGAGAUACAGCUGUUGCAUGAAAUCUUCAUGUUUAUUUUAAGAGAUUUGCURCUGGCUGAGAGUCAGGAUUUUUGUUGCUCUCCUUAAUAUUGCACCUGAGGGAAGACUUUUCUUUACAGAGAUACCAUUUGCCUUUUUCCUGAUUGAAUUAAUUUAGCAAAAAAUAUAGCAAGCCAACAAGCAUUGACUGAGCACAAAGCCUAAAACCAUCUCCAAAUUGCAACUUAAUAUCCAAAAUAGCUUAAUCAGCUCUAAAAUAACACCAAAGUUUAAAAUAACACCCCAAGUUCAUAGAYCAUUGUGCUUCAUGUAAAAAACAAUUAUCCUGUUGAUUGCUCAGUCACUUUWUGUGCAGACCCUGCUCAAGCUGCACAAAUAUGUUUAGUUUCUUCUUUUCCUGAUCUGAACACCAUCAUUCCUUAUCAAUGAAACUAUGACUGAAAGGCCCAAGCAUUUAAAAGGAAUUCUGUGGCUAUGAAGACAAGAAACUACCUUGUAGCGUAAAGUACACAUCCUUCCUAAGAGCACUUUAACUCGGGAGGCAGUGUCCUGGUGAAUUGUCUGCAUURCAUAGUAGCAAACUUGCCUGUUGAGGGUCCCACAGGUCCAAGCACCCUGCAUAGCUGUGCAAAG